UGUCAAAUACCAACUUUGAACUUUAACGAGUUCGUUCCUGUCCUUUAGCAUGCAUCCCAUAAACCCUAGAAAUGCGGAUUAAAGGGUUUAUGCAAAACUGAGCUAAGUUAGUUUCCGCAACAGUUUCAAAUUUGAUUUCUUCCACCACAAGUAUCAAAAACCAACACCACCAUCAUGAGACUUCUCAGAACAAUCUUCAUCCACCACCGCAGGCGCCACCACCUCCUCAACCCCAAAUCCGUCUUUUCGUCUUUAGUUUCCAACUCCUCAGCAAAAAUAGCACAAGACGAUGGGGAAUCCCUACAUUUCAAUACAAGUAACCAACCAACCACUAGUUGGAGCAUGUACGCAAACGUAGUCGCGAAGCAGAGAAUCAACGAUAACAGCGACGAAGAAAUCGAAGAAGAAAAACCAAUCGAAAGCGAAAAUGGAAACAUGCUAAAUUUGAAGAACAGAACCAUAAUUAGAACAACGAAGAGAAGUUCGGGGAAGGUGAAAACUCAGUGGGUUUGUUGCAAUUGCGGGUUUACUGCAGGACAAUGGUGGGGAACGUGUCCUUCUUGUAGCAAUGUUGGAACAAUGAAAGAGUUUCAUGAAGCUAAACUCAAUGAUACUGUUGAUAAUAGUAAGCUCAGAAAUGGUUUAUCAGUUUCUGAGGAUUCAAUGGGAACGUGGCUUCCACAGAGAGGUGGUCAAUUGAAACCCGUUAAUUUGAGUGAGGUUUACCGUGGAUUCAAUCUGAAGGGUUGGAGAUUUCCUUUGUCUGGUUCUUUUGGAGAUGAAGUUUCUACUGUGCUUGGUGGUGGUCUUGUACCAGGCUCUUUGAAUUUGGUUAGUGGUGAUCCUGGUGUUGGGAAGAGUACCCUUCUGUUGCAGAUGGCAGCAUUGAUAGCAGAUGGAAGCAAUGGCGGUGAGGCUUCUCCAGUUGUAUAUGUCUCUGGUGAAGAGAGCCUUCAGCAAAUUGGUCACAGAGCAGAUCGCCUUGGGAUUAAGUCUGAUAUUUAUUUGUAUUCAAGUACGGAUAUUGAGGACAUAUUAAGGAUCGCUCAGUCUCUUCCAAUUCGGGCUCUGGUUGUUGAUUCAAUACAAACUGUUUAUUUGAAAGGAUUACCGGGAAGUGCUGGAGGGAUUGUGCAGGUGAAAGAAUGUACUUCGGCUUUGAUGCGGUUUGCUAAAACGACUAACAUCCCAGUACUUUUGAUUGGACAUGUGACAAAAUCUGGUGACAUAGCCGGUCCUCGUGUUCUGGAGCAUAUUGUUGAUGUUGUUUUGUACUUGGAAGGUGAGAGGUUCACUUCAUAUCGAAUGCUCCGUGCUGUGAAAAAUCGGUUUGGAUCCACUGAUGAGCUUGGAGUUUUUGAGAUGUCACAAUCAGGAUUUAAGGCUGUUUCCAAUGCUACUGAAAUGUUUCUUACUGAACAAGACCCUGAUUCAGAUGUUUUAGUUGGGUUGGCUUUUACUGUAAUAAUGGAUGGUUCAAGAACUUUCAUAAUUGAAAUUCAGGCACUCUGCCUUUUGCAUCCCACGAUAUCAGGGUCAACUUCAAGAGUAGUUAAUGGAAUUGACACAAAUAGAGCUAACAUGAUCAAAUGUGUUCUUAUAAAGCAAGCAGGUCUUCAUAUCCCAGUACAUGCCGUGCUUUUGAAUGUUGUUAGUGGAUUGACACUGACUGAGACUGCUGGAGAUCUUGCAAUAGCAGCUGCAAUUUGCAGCAGUUUCUUGGAGUACCCUAUUCCAAAGGGCGUUGCAUUCAUUGGGGAAAUUGGCCUUAGCGGAGAGCUUCGUACGGUUCCUAGAAUCGACAAAAGAGUACAUGCAUUGGCGAAGUUGGGUUACAGAAAGUGUGUAGUACCGAAGCAAGCUGUAAAAGCUUUAGGAACUGAAGGUCUAGAAAAUAUUAAAGUAGUAGGUUGCAAGAAUCUAAAAGAGUUUAUUAACGAAGUAUUCAGCAGUAAAGACGAUUAAAAGAAGCUGCCAGUGUUGUGCAAAUCUCUUUUCUUGUUUGUAAGAUGUAAAAUUUGACACUUUCAGAAGUUUGUAAAUAUAGAUGUACUAAUUUUUGUUGUCUCGUGUCAAUUAUGUAAUUUGUUGUUCCAAGCAUUAAAUUUUGUGAAACAACUCACCCAUUUUAAAGGCAUUAUUGUAAUUUAUAACUAGAACUUGAUACACUUUCUUCUACUUCUGA
Cicer arietinum (chickpea) is the source of this 2185-nucleotide messenger RNA. RefSeq lists its product as uncharacterized. NCBI's taxonomy places the organism in Eukaryota, Viridiplantae, Streptophyta, Magnoliopsida, Fabales, Fabaceae. Gene Ontology annotation, molecular function: ATP-dependent DNA damage sensor activity; damaged DNA binding; ATP hydrolysis activity. The record is from RefSeq and is a predicted model, not a curated record. Gene Ontology annotation, biological process: recombinational repair.